AGCUAGGGCCUCGCCCAUACUCUGACACCAGCUGUACGUAGGAGCAGGGCUUCACCAAUACAGAGGCCGCCGUUGACUACAACGCCACAUUCAAAAUUGGCUCCCAACACAUCGCUUCGCGAUUGCCUGUAAAUCGAAAAUGCACCGUACCAGAAGCCACGCGCGUCUACGUUCCACGUACUGCGCCGGAAUCGGUAAAACCAGAGCCCGUAAAAGACGAGCGCAAAGCCACCAUGCACCAUCGAAUUGCGCUAAGGCCCCUUCGUUCGGCAAGAUUCGUGUGAAAAGCGCGAGUCGCGCUGUCGACAACACCAUCCUCAGAGUGCUCCACUCCGACCUCUUCAGCACCGUCUUCAUCCUCCUCCCGAGGCCGUUGAGCCCUUGCCUUGCGCUCGGACUGGCAAAGGCACCCAACUGCAAGUCGGCAUUCUGCUUCAGACCGGACGCCCUCAUUGUUAUCGCUCUAGCAGCCAGCAAGGACCUUGCCGUGAACCGAGCCUCGCACAAAGUGCGGCAUGCAUGGUCACUACUUGUUGGUAAAUAUGCCAGCUUCAGCCGGACAUCGAGCGCAGACGCUGAAAUUUUGAAGACGAGACUUCCAGGCGCCUUUCCACGAUCGGAGCGCGAUGAGCAGGCGGAUCCGAGAUUCACAAAAGCCUCACACGAGUUCGAGGAGAACUCUUCAACCGCCGGUAUGGGCUCGCCUCCAACAUCCGGCCUCGCACCCUCGCAGAGGCAAACGCUCGGAUGCGACUGCUUCGAUGUGCAGGGUCAUGGACAUUACUGACAAUCCUGAGCGCAUCCGCAGUACCUUUUCGCGUUUCCUUGUACGUGGGCUGAAGGCAUGGCAUCCCGUCCGACUUCUUCGACAGACGCUUCUCAACAACUGCAGACGCCGUUAUUCACAAUAAUCCGCA
Ceraceosorus guamensis is the source of this 917-nucleotide messenger RNA. RefSeq lists its product as hypothetical. The record is from RefSeq and is a predicted model, not a curated record. NCBI's taxonomy places the organism in Eukaryota, Fungi, Basidiomycota, Exobasidiomycetes, Ceraceosorales, Ceraceosoraceae. Bases 140 to 787 code for a protein of 215 amino acids. The transcript has a single exon.